CAGAAGAGAGACAUUAAAGUGAAAGGAGUGAGAGUUGUUUGGAGUGCGUGAUACCUUCCGUUUAUCUUCUUCCUCUUCUUCUUCUGUGUGCAAUAAAGGCAAAACCUAAAUUUUGGUUUAGGCAUAGGAAUCAGUGUUGAUCUGGUAUGGAGGGAGCAUCGUGGAACAGCAGUGUUUGUGUGGCACCGUUUCUGAGCAAAACCUACGACAUGGUAGACGACCCCUCCACCGAUUCCGUCGUGUCGUGGGGCGAACACAACAACACCUUUGUUGUCUGGAACGUUCCCCAGUUCGCCACAGACAUCUUGCCCAAACAUUUUAAGCAUAACAACUUCUCCAGCUUCGUCAGACAGUUGAAUACUUAUGGUUUUAAGAAGGUUGAUCCAGAUCAAUGGGAAUUUGCAAAUGAAGGAUUUUUAAGAGGGGAAAAACAACUUCUAAAAAGUAUUAGUAGGCGUAAAUCUGCCCAUAUAAAUGGUAGUCAGCAACCAUCUCAAGUGCAAAAAUCAGCUGUUAGAGCAUGUGUCGAGGUGGGAAAAUUUGGGAUUGAGGAAGAGGUGGAAAUACUGAAAAGGGAUAAGAAUGUUCUUAUGCAGGAACUAGUUAGGUUGAGACAGAAACAGCAAGUGACUGAUAACCAGUUGCAAAAUGUUGGGCAACGCGUGCAGUCAAUGGAGCAGCGCCAGCAGCAAAUGAUGUCAUUCCUAGCAAAGGCCAUGCACAGCCCUGGCUUCUUAGCUCAAUUUGUACAGCAGCAGAAUGAAAGUAAGAAACAUAUCACCGGGGCUAAUAAAAAGAGGAGGCUCCACAGUCAGGAGAAGGAUAAUUUAACCACCAACAGUCUCCAUAGUGGUCUUGAUGGACACGUAGUCAAGUACCAGAGUUCCAUAAACAAUGCUGCAAAAUCAUUAUUUCGCCAGAUAUUGCAGAUAAACAAUUCUACCGCAACCCAAUCAUCAAUUAAGAACCCUGAUGUUUUUCUCAUUGACGAUAUCCCUUCUACCAUUGCAUCAGAUAGCAGCAGUUCAUCCACUCAGGUUUCUAAUGUGACCCUUUCUACUGUUCCUCCUGUUUCUGAACUAACAAGUAUGGAAGUAGACUCCCAGUUUCCCGUCAAUUGUAUGCCCAGUAUAUCCGAGGUGCAAUCUUCACCUGCUGUCUUGGGCUUUUGUCAGAGUCAAGGGGUGGAAGCUGCAAGCAGUUUAUUGAAUCAUAAUCUGAAUGGUGUGGAGGGGAACAUGGCGGAGAUAGAUGUGUCAUCUGUUUUGGAUGGACCGCACACUGUAGAAGCUGGUUAUUCUUCACCCGAUGCAGAUGGAAUUUCCCAACUCCCUGAUAUCGAUGAUGAGUUCUGGGAGUUGUUUUUCAGGCCAAGCCCACUUACAGGAGACGCAGAGGAAAUUAAAUUUAGCACUCUAGGAUGUGGUCUGACUGAAGACCAGGGUUUGCCUUUGGAAAGGGAAAAUGAGAAGAAAAAUGUUGAUAAGAUGCAGCAUGUUGACAAUCUUACUAAACAGAUGGGACUUCUUGCAUCAAAGUCCUAAUUGUGUAGAUAUGUUUCUUGCAACUGAAGGUUUAGGUCCUUUGCUGCUGAGCAGACAAAGUCAUCUUACAUAUGUAUACAUAAAGAAAGCUGACAGAUAUCAUCCAACAACUUGAUCAGUGCCUUUUCUUUUAUCUGGCUGAAAUGUCGUGUGCUUUGGUUGUGAUUAGGGGCUUAAAAACACGAAGCUACGAAACUUCAUAUAUAUCCUAUGUAUUUUGAAUUUUGGCUAUUGUGCCACUAGUUUCCAAUACUAGCUUGCUGCUGCUUUCCUUUA
Molecule: messenger RNA, 1820 nt
Organism: Vigna umbellata (rice bean)
Lineage: Eukaryota; Viridiplantae; Streptophyta; Magnoliopsida; Fabales; Fabaceae
Source: RefSeq, a predicted model, not a curated record